AGGACCUGCGACACCGCGGCUUACAAAGCUGUGACGUCACUGCCGACCAACACAUCUUUGUCAGUGAACAAAAUGGCAACCUACUGUCUCACAGUCGCCCGGCUCCAGCUGGCUCUGGGCCAUGGUGCACGGCGCCUGCAUGUAUCAGCAGCGUACAGAGCCAAGGCCCAAGUGUCUAUGAGCCGCUUUGAGCCCUCUUCCUUUGUCAACUAUGAGAAGUUCCAAUCCAACGUUGACAUUGUGCGAAAAAGACUCAACCGGCCACUCACCCUGUCAGAGAAGAUCGUGUACGGCCACCUCGAUGACCCCCACAACCAGGAGAUUGACCGCGGUCGCACAUACCUGCGACUGCGUCCCGACCGCGUGGCCAUGCAGGACGCUACAGCCCAGAUGGCGAUGCUCCAGUUCAUCAGCAGCGGUCUGCCGAGGGUGGCUGUGCCCUCCACCAUCCACUGUGAUCACCUUAUCGAGGCCCAGGUCGGAGGAGUGAAGGAUCUGGCCAGAGCAAAGGAAGUCAACGAAGAGGUCUACAACUUCCUGUCCAGCGCAGGGGCAAAGUAUGGAGUUGGCUUCUGGAAACCCGGCUCUGGAAUCAUCCAUCAGAUCAUCCUGGAGAACUACGCCUACCCAGGAGUGAUGCUAAUUGGCACAGAUUCCCACACACCAAAUGGUGGCGGGCUUGGUGCCAUCUGCAUCGGAGUUGGAGGAGCAGAUGCUGUAGAUGUCAUGGCUGGAAUCCCCUGGGAGCUCAAGUGCCCCAAGGUGAUUGGUGUGAAGCUCACAGGCACCCUCUCAGGCUGGACGUCUCCUAAGGAUGUCAUCUUGAAGGUGGCCGGCAUCCUGACAGUGAAAGGAGGCACUGGAGCCAUUGUAGAAUACCAUGGGCCAGGAGUUGACUCCAUUUCCUGUACUGGAAUGGCCACCAUUUGCAACAUGGGAGCAGAGAUUGGAGCCACGACAUCCGUGUUCCCUUACAACCACCGCAUGAGGACCUACCUUGAGAAGACUGGACGUGGAGAGAUCGCUGCCCUGGCUGAUGAAUACUCUGGAUUAUUGGUGCCAGAUGAAGGCUGCGAGUACGACCAGGUCAUCGAGCUCAAUCUUGACGAGCUGAAGCCCCACAUCAACGGACCCUUUACUCCUGACCUGGCUCACCCAGUGUCUGAAGUCGGCGCUGUUGCUGAGAAGAAUGGCUGGCCGCUGGAGGUUAAAGUUGGUCUGAUUGGCAGCUGUACCAACUCCAGCUACGAGGACAUGGGCCGUGCUGCUUCUGUGGCCAAGCAGGCUUUGGAUAAAGGCCUGAAGUGCAAAGCUCAGUUCACAGUCACCCCCGGCUCCGAGCAGAUUCGUGCCACCAUUGAAAGAGAUGGAUAUUCAAAGAUCCUUGGUGAUGUUGGAGGUGUGGUCAUGGCCAACGCAUGUGGACCCUGCAUUGGUCAGUGGGACAGGCGUGAUGUGAAAAAGGGAGAAAAGAACACAAUCGUCACUUCAUUCAACAGAAACUUCACCGCCAGGAAUGAUGCCAACCCUGCAACACACGCCUUUGUUACCUCCCCUGAGAUUGUCACUGCCAUGGCGAUCGCUGGCACAUUGAACUUCAACCCAGAGACAGAUUACCUCACAGCCCCCAACGGUGAGAAGUUCAAGCUGGAGCCCCCAAACGGAGACGAACUACCUGCCAAGGACUUUGACCCAGGCCAGGACACCUACCAGCACCCACCCCCUGACGGCCUCAGCGUUAGGGUGGACGUCAGCCCACAGAGCAACCGGCUACAGCUGCUGGAGCCCUUUGACAAAUGGAGCGGGGAUGAUCUGGAGGACCUGAAUGUCCUCAUCAAGGUGAAGGGCAAGUGCACCACAGACCACAUCAGUGCUGCUGGACCUUGGCUGAAGUUCCGUGGUCACCUGGAUAACAUCUCCAACAACAUGCUGAUUGGUGCAGUCAACAGCGAGAAUGACGGCAUCAACAAGAUCAAGAACCACCUGACAGGGGAAUACGGAGGAGUCCCUGAUGUGGCUCGUCACUACAAGGCCAGCGGUGUGUCAUGGGUGGUGGUCGGAGAUGACAACUAUGGUGAAGGCUCCAGCAGAGAGCAUGCUGCACUGGAGCCCAGGCAUCUGGGAGGAAGAGCCAUCAUUGUCAAGAGCUUCGCCAGAAUUCAUGAAACCAACCUGAAGAAGCAGGGUGUCCUACCUCUGACCUUCAACAACCCAUCAGACUACGACAAGAUCCGCCCUGAUGACAAGAUCUCCAUCAAAGGUCUCAAAACCUUCGCUCCAGGAAAGCCUCUUAGCGCAGUCGUGAAGCACAGCGACGGCAGUGAGGAGACCUUGCAACUCAACCACAGCUUCAACGAGACACAGAUCGAAUGGUUCAAGGCAGGCUCUGCCCUCAACAGGAUGAAGGAGCUGCAGCACUGAAGAAGAGAAAUGAAGAGCAAAAAUGUGGAGGACGAUUUUCAGGGGAAAGCAGGGUGGGGAGGAUUGUAGGGAAGAAAGGGGGAUGAAGAAUAUAGAUUCUGUUAAUGAUUGUUCCAUCAUCUGCAUUUUCACACAGUUUGGACUGAAGUAGCGUGUCGGUAUACCUCUAAGAGUUGUCAAUAGAUUACUUCAGACUAAGUGCAAAUGUUGAUGAAGGAACAAUAGGAACUGGUCAGAUAUUUCUGCAGCCUUCAUUAGUCAGUGCAUAGUGUUCUUGAAGGUACUGUAUGCUGCUAUGUUUCAAAGUCAAUCAGUGAUACAUUAGACAUCAGUCUAUUGUAAAAGCAAAGGACACACACCCACCCACAUACACUUUGACACAUUAAGCUUUGACCCAAGCCAUGACAUAGUACUCUGCCAGUUGAUGUGCUGCCGGUGUUUUUGCAGCUGUUCAAACAGGUUCAGCGCAGCCUGGAAACCACUUCACACUGGAGCUCUGCCAGCUGAUCACACUCACCCUGUUGCUUUAGGAUUGUGUUGCACAGUGCAUGGCAAUAAUAAGAAGCUUUAGUCAACCAUUGUCAUUCACCCUGAAGAGGUUAACACUGCUGUUGUUUGCAUCUCUGGAUCUAUUGUUUAGUAUAUUUGUAGUUGUCAAUGAUCACAUGGAUCUAAAAAGAGAGCUUGUGGCCACACACAUUCAUUCAUUUUCUCACAUACUUGCCUUCCCCCUUGUGGCCAUGAUGAGAUACUGUCGAGUGUAAAGGGCUCUGUAGCUUGCUAAUUUUAUCUAACUACCGACUUUGAAAGCAGCAGCUAGAUGACACAGAUGUUUUCUGGGUGUUGUUGAAGGCGUUCUUGGAAACGUAGGAAAUCACAGAGAGAUUAAGUGCAAUCAACAUAAAACUAAAUUAGGCUAACAUAGCACAUUGAGUUCUGUGAGAGCAUUUAAGGAUCAGUUUUUUGUAUCCCUGUCUUUUAACAAAGUCAAAAGGUUGCAGAGAACCAUUGCAGACAUUUCCUAAAAUACUGAAGGACCUGUAUACUUUAAUACUGUGUAAGAAUACAGUGACAAAACCCUCUUUUUCCUCAACUCCAUCACUACAACCAACUUUUAAACUGCCCUCCUGAUCAAUCCUAACCUCUUUACCAGGUCAAAUGCAUCAUAUGGUCUUUCCCAUUGUUUAUUUAUUUAUACUUCUUCCUGCAAGAGGUUCAGAUCUUGUGUGUAUUUUACAAAACCAGUUUUCUUCUUGAACAGGGUAAACUUUUACUGGAGUCCUCUUCCAUCCCAUAUUUUCAGCGCUCUUUCUGUCGGGUAACGAGUGAUCCAAUACAAUACAAUUAAAUGAAAUUCCCUCUAAAACCUCAGCAUGAGGGGCCAUUACGACAAAGCAGAAACAAGAUGUGUUUUUAUCCUCAUCUUUACCAUCACUGUUGGAGCCCAUGAAACACAAUGCAGUUUAGAAGAAGUUGUUAAUCUCAUGAAGUUAUACCACUCUGUUCCUCUAGUCCACUGUAUGUAGAGUGUCUGGUUCCAUGUACAUUUAAGUGUUUGUGGUUUUAUUUGCUCCCAGAUUAUCUUUUCUGUGUUACAGAAAUGCCAAUGGGUUGUAAAAUAAAAAUUCACCGAUCUCAUAUAUUUA
Messenger RNA from Dicentrarchus labrax (European seabass), 4067 nucleotides. RefSeq names its product aconitase 2, mitochondrial (gene aco2). Gene Ontology annotation, cellular component: mitochondrion; cytosol. The transcript has 17 exons. Gene Ontology annotation, molecular function: 4 iron, 4 sulfur cluster binding; aconitate hydratase activity. The record is from RefSeq and is a predicted model, not a curated record. NCBI's taxonomy places the organism in Eukaryota, Metazoa, Chordata, Actinopteri, Moronidae. Gene Ontology annotation, biological process: tricarboxylic acid cycle. Bases 73 to 2421 code for a protein of 782 amino acids.